AUGGAGCCGCUCGUUCGAGACGUCAGAGCGGACAAAGUACAAGAAGCUCCAGAUCUUCCUACGCUUCACUGUUUCGAUUCUUCAAACCAUCAUCACCACUUUGAUAUUCAUAUACGAAAAAUGCCUGGCCUUCGUCUUGGAUCCGUUGCACCCAACUUUACCGCCGAGACCACUCACGGAGUUCUCAACUUCCACGAGUAUCUCGGUGAUUCGUGGGGAAUCCUCUUCUCGCACCCUGAUGACUUCACCCCCGUGUGCACCACUGAGCUCGGUGAGGUAGCUCGCAAGGCACCCGAAUUCGCCGCUCGCGGUGUCAAGAUCAUCGGACUCUCCGCCAACGACAUCGCCUCGCACGAUCGCUGGAUCAAGGACAUCAACGAAGUCGGCAACACCUCCGUGAACUUUCCCAUCAUCGGUGACAAGGACCGAAAGGUCUCCACCGAGUACGACAUGCUCGAUGCGCUAGACCCCACCAACGUCGACGCCAAGGGUAUCCCCUUCACCGUCCGUGAUGUUUUCGUCAUUGACCCCAAGAAGGUCAUCCGUCUCAAGAUCAGCUACCCCGCCAGCACCGGUCGUCACUUUGACGAAAUCCUCCGUGUCAUCGACAGCCUUCAGAUCGGCGACAAGUACCGAAUCACCACCCCCGUCAACUGGCAGAAGGGCGACAAGGUCAUCGUUCACCCCAGCGUACAGGGCGAGGAGGCCGAGAAACUCUUCCCUGGUUACGAGACCGUCAAGCCUUACCUCAGGUUCACCAAGGACCCCUCGGCUACCGCUUGA
This is a messenger RNA of Pseudozyma hubeiensis SY62, 783 nucleotides long. RefSeq names its product likely thioredoxin peroxidase. Gene Ontology annotation, molecular function: peroxiredoxin activity. Gene Ontology annotation, cellular component: cytosol; mitochondrion. Bases 1 to 783 code for a protein of 260 amino acids. Gene Ontology annotation, biological process: cellular oxidant detoxification; cell redox homeostasis. NCBI's taxonomy places the organism in Eukaryota, Fungi, Basidiomycota, Ustilaginomycetes, Ustilaginales, Ustilaginaceae. The record is from RefSeq and is a predicted model, not a curated record. The transcript has 3 exons.